AUGGCCACUGUCGUGCUCGGCGUUUUAGGUUACACUCUGAUGUCUCGAGGCAACAAGCACUCUAAAAAGCACACUCCUUCUAUUUGGUUUAAUGAUCUAAAUCGUGAGGUUAGCUUUCCACUAGAGGCAUUGAACCAGCAUCUAUCUUCUGAAUUCUUCAAUCGCAGAUGGUUUAUCAUUAGGCUAAGCCAUCUUCAUCAACUUUCUGAAGAUGAACUAUACUCACUAUCUUUAUUUUUGAAAUCUAAUCGCAUUAUUUGCGACUCUUUUGAACUACUAGAUUCGAGUCUUCACAAUUUACCAAGUUUUGAAUGGCUAGAUAAUCUUAAUCCUAUUCGCUCGUUGUGUUUUGCCAACUGCACUCUCUCCGGCAAACUCUUCCGAGCUAUUUCUUCUAUUCACUCCCUUGAAAGCCUUAAAAUCACCGGCCAAGCAACUAAAUGGCUAGACACUUCACAAUUCCCUUGCACUCUUAUUGCUACCACUCUUAUCUUCUCAGAAACAUCCGCCUCUCUUAUAUCUAAAGCAUUCGCCCAUCUACAAUUCAUCCAUGACAUCAAUCUCUUUUUCAUCAACAACCAGCUAACUAAUCUCCAUGUCCUCAACUUAAUUAAUCCCCAAUCACUCAAGCGCUUACAUAUCGAGAAAGAAUUCCAACUUACCCUUGAUAUUUCCCAACUCACUCAAUUUGCCCACCUGGAAUCUCUUACUCUCCAAUCACUUCCCAAACCACCCAUUAAUCCUACUCCUUUGCAUUUACCUAUUCUGUGGCGCAGUUUCAUCGAUCACCAACUUUACACCGCUACUUCUCUAGUCCUCCAUCCAUCGGCCAACGCUCCCGCCCAUUUAGGCAUCUACCUGCCUAAUUCCUUUCUAAAGUACGUUAUUUCCAACCUCCAUCUAGAAAUCUUCCUAAACCAGUCAACUCCAGACUUCCAGCCCGGUGAUCUAUUCACAUUACAUACUCCUUGUCCUGACACCUGGAAAGUCUCCUCCCUUUCCCUCCAUCUCGCCCUAGCAGUCUCUUCCAGCCAAAUACCAGAUAUUAUUUCGUUCUUUAUUAACCAAACCCUUCCUUUCCACCUCCAAGAAAUCAACAUUUCUCUCUCCAAUCUCUCACCCAUUCAUCGUCCCAUCAUAGAAGAGAUUCUUACUCUCUCACCCCACAAUACCCUCAAAAAGCUCACUCUAAACAACAUCAUGGUUUAUUCUUCCCCAACUAUGUCCUCCCCAGCAGUCCUUCCCACCACCAUCAGCUCCCAACCCACUUCUAUUCCUUCCAUUACUUUCAAGCACCAAAACUCUACGGCCGGUCUCGAAGAAUGGGCCAUCGAAGAGUCCCUCCUCCCUCGGACCUUCCAGCCCCCACGCAUCCAAUAA
This is a messenger RNA of Nematocida homosporus, 1380 nucleotides long. RefSeq lists its product as uncharacterized. The record is from RefSeq and is a predicted model, not a curated record. The transcript has a single exon. Lineage: Eukaryota; Fungi; Microsporidia. The coding region runs from base 1 to 1380 and encodes 459 amino acids.